AUGAAGGCCAGGAAAACUUUCGUUCUAGUCAUCGGGGGGGGUCCCACGGGGAUCACGACAGGGAUGUACCUGCAGAAGCACAGAAUACCACACAUACUAAUUGAGAGAGAUAAACAUAUCGAGAAGGUACCCAAAGCACACUAUUACAAUAACCAAACGAUGGAAGCAUGGAGGGGCAUUUUCCAUCUAGAUAAAUGUUUCCUAAACGAAACGGAAGACGUGAAUUUGUGGAAAACCUUUCAAUAUGGAUUAAGCUUGAAGACGGACAAGACGCUGUGCAAGUAUGAUAACUUUAGGGACAAGUACAUGUACAAGAAUACGUACUAUGAGGACAUUAGUCCCUCCAAGGUCACCCACUUGUCCCAGUACAAACUGCUGGGCAUCCUCUACAGCUACUACUUGAGCCAAAUAAAAUGUGACCCCCGGCAAAAGCGGGCAUUUUUAAAAAACAUAAGGCUAAAGUUGUCAACCCACCGAAUGUUGAGGUACAUUUGUAGAAACAGUGGAUUGGGGGGAGAGGAGACAGACCAAGCGGUAGGAGCGGAUAAAGAGAUACAUAAGGGAACAAAUGAGGGAAUGGAUAAAGACGCCACAGGAGAAGCACUUUAUAAAAAUUAUUUCUCCUACGACAUGUCCGAAUUUCUGGUAGGAUAUGAAUUUAUCAAUUUCGGGAAUGUCCUGCGACAGGGGGAGAAUUCUUGCCAUCGAGAGGUGAAUAACCAUAUGGGAAAUAAUUACGAUGGAGUUGACUGGGACGCCCCACGAGAUGGCUUCUACCCCCCUUAUGGAAUCUCCCCACAGGGUGUUGUAUCUCGGGUUAAGAAUUUGCAUAACAACGAAGAAGAGGUGAUCCUAAGUAACUACGUUUUCGUGUGCGAGGGGGGAAAAAGCGAAAUAAAAAAGAGUCUUAAGAUAAAUGACGAAAAUAAGAAGGAUUAUAUGAAGUUUAUAAACAUUCACUUUCAGUCAUUACGUCUGAGCGAUAUUGUAAAGUGCAACCCCUCCAUGUUAUACUUUUUAUUUUGCGAAUACCUAGGGGUGUUAGUUUCUCACAAUUACAAACAGGGAGACUUCGUUUUACACAUUCCGUACAUAACCGAGAAGGAAGCAGAAAUAUAUUAUGACAAAAGUAAGUGCCUGGGAAUAACAAACAAGCUCACUGGUUUCGAGUUGCCGGAUAUGUGUAUUCAUAAUGUGUAUAAGUGGACCAUGCAUAGCUCAAUUGCCUCCACAUUUAUGGACAAAAGAAGUAAGAGGAUUGUGUUGUUGGGGGAUGCGGCUCACAAAUUACCCCCGUCAGGAGGAUUUGGCUUAAACCUAGGCAUUGGAGAUGUGAUAAAUAUAGUGUGGAAAACUAUUCGAAUUUAUAAUUUAAAAAAAAAAAAAAUUCUCGACAACAUUAGGAGGAAGGUGCCCGAGGUAUGUAAUGCGCAAGAGGAUGCUACUCCCAAAUCACAUGCGGAGAGUGCCCUGUUGCUGGGACUUAACAAAAUAACACUCCCUUUUAACAUGUUGAACAGAUUGGAAAAAAAACAAAUAGAGAAUUACAUCGAGUCGUAUAAUAUUGAGAGGAAGUUGGUGGCUAAUUUCACCAUACACCACGCUGUUAGAAAUUACGAAAAAGGAAAUAACGUACCAAGUUUGCUAGGAUAUAAUCACAACUCUUUUGUAAGAUAUGUGAGUUCUUGUAGGGUUAACUGCAUUCAAAAGUCGCUCUUUUUUUAUUACCUACUUGCAAAUGCUAAAGGACUCUUAAAAUUUAUUAAUAACCUUCCCUAUGUUUUCGAAUUCAAUCGAGCACGAGCAGAAAAUUUUGUCCAAAAUGAGCGCAAGAAUAUUCUCUCUUUGCUGUACCCUGGUGUGGACUUUGGCUAUUCUUACGUAGAUACCAUGUGUGGUCUUGGAGAGAUGGAAAAGGAACCCUUCUCCGAUUUGUCCAUCCAGGGAAAGAGGCUUCCGUCAGAUAGGAGCGGCAAGAAUGAGGACUCCCCCCCCGAAGGGGUUAGCAGCUCUAUUGAAGUGGAAGUCUGUCUGGGGAGGGGGGAAAAUGGGGGAGACACACAUGGUGCUGCAGGCAAUGCCAGGGAACCCGACCAAUGCGACGAACUUGGCCAACUUGGCGAACGUGAACACAGUGGCCAGCAGGACGACCAGCCGCAUCACAGUGGCGCGUGUGACGCCCCCCCAAAGUACAACAUUUUCGAAAAGCAGAAUGAGAAGAUACCCAAAUUGAAAAUAUGCAAAAAUAUAUACGACCAUGCAAUGAGCAACGUGGUGGGGGCCAAAAUACCCCAUUUUAAUCUCUACACAUUUGACUCGAAAUAUAUUUACAAAAUAUCUACAGUGGAUCUACCCAUAUUUAACAAUCCCUUCUUAUCCAUUUUAAUAAUCCUAUUUAAUGAUACAACUUUAAAUGACAUGGCUCACUUCUUACACGCACAUAAUAUACCAAGAGAUAAAUUCUCCUUCUGCUUAUGGGACACGGACGUUGUGGUAAGCAAAAAUGCGGAGGACCAAUCCAUUCGAAUUUUAAAACGGGAGGGUACUACGAUGGUAGAUAAUGAUGACUCCUCUUAUAUGAGUAUACCUGUAAAUGACUAUGUCCUCUUUCCAAAGUACGAUUAUAAUUUUGUGGGAAAUGCCAGAAAUGUGAAGCAUAUACAUUUGGAUGUGAAGGAAUACAACGUGAGCUAUGUGUUCACGGCGAACAUAAUACGCGACCUGUUUUUUGAUACCCUCAUGUUGAAGUCGGAUAAUUCAUUCGUAAUUUUAAGACCCGACCGGCAUAUCAUAUCGGUUGGGGAAGGCAACUGGGAGGACCACCUACGGGAUGUCCACGAGGUGUACAUUUGA
Messenger RNA from Plasmodium fragile, 2853 nucleotides. RefSeq lists its product as uncharacterized. Gene Ontology annotation, molecular function: FAD binding. Bases 1 to 2853 code for a protein of 950 amino acids. The transcript has a single exon. NCBI's taxonomy places the organism in Eukaryota, Apicomplexa, Aconoidasida, Haemosporida, Plasmodiidae. The record is from RefSeq and is a predicted model, not a curated record.